GCUUUAAUCUAUAACAAUUAAGCAUUUCGUUUUUAAGAAUCAUAACUAUACAGUUAUUAAUCCGUGUGCAUUGCUGGCGCAUGCGCUUUACCAUUUUGAGCAUAACUUCUGCCGUUGUAGCAGUCAACAUGUGCCAUAAAUAUUAACGUCUUUCCUAUGGCUAAAAAGCUUGUUUAGCGGGUGCAAUGCGCCGCUCUCCCGCCUUCCGCUCUUGACGCAGUCGACGCCGAUAUAACAUAACGUUCAGAGCGGCACCAAACUUCAACGGAAGUAGAACAAACCAAGCGGAAACAGAACCACACGGCAACUGCACGGCACGGCACGGGCACCGCUACGCUUCGCACGAAUAUGGAAAAGUUGUUCAUCAACAAAUACCACUGAUAAAGGUAGUUUUUGUUUAGGGCAAACUUUUGUGAAUAGGAAUGACAAAUUAUAAUUGUAAGCGACCGAAACUCGUGUGGGCCUAGGCAUUACUCUCUCUCUGGGGUCGGUCGGUCAGUGAAAAAGUGAAUUUUUCUCGUCAUCGUCGUCGGUGUUUCGCUUUCGGUAUCUGUAUCCAUUGUCGUCUAGCAGCAGAGUUGCUGCGUGGGCAUUUGAAUAACUACUCCAAAAUGGGCUCCCAAUAAUUAUGAUUGCGUGAAGAAAUCAAUAGACAACAAUGGCCAGCAAGCCCAUGAGCAGCAGCUGCCAGAGCAUUGCAACGGCGGCCAGUAGUGCCGCCACCACAGCAGCCGCCGUCUCCAUCUCUGCCUCGAACGCCACCUCCGUGGGCUCACUCAUAGCCGCCGCCUGUCAGCAACAGCAGCAGCAGCAGCAGCACCAUCACCACGAGAACCAGCAGACGCAGCACCAGUCACAUCAGCCAUCAUCGCACUAUGUCAAUGGCACUGGCAGCCUGGGUCGCCUCAAGUUCCACAAGAGUCUCGAUGCCAGCGAUGAGGAGAUCGAGUAUGCGCAGCUAUCGCAGUCCACCCACAUUCUGGGCCGCCACAAGUCGGAGCGUUUUUUGGCCUCCUCCAAGCCGGACGAGGAUCGUCGCCGUCGCACCAUCAUUGUGGAGAAGAAGAACGAUUCGUAUGGCUUCACGCUGCAGAGCUAUGGCAUCCACUACAAGCGGGAUGAGGAGCUGGAGAUGAUCACCUACGUGGACUAUGUGGAGUACGGUGGUCCGGCCUAUCGAUCGGGCAUGCGAGAGGGCGACGUGAUACUCUCCAUCAAUGGCAGGGACAUGGAGAAGGCCGAUCACAAGACCAUUGUGGAGUUCAUUAAGCAAUGCGACACGCGAAUGCGAAUGGUGGUGCUCUUUGAGGAUUGUGUGAGGAAGGUGGAUCUUCACAUGCGUUACAUCCAGCUGCAAAGCAUGCUGCAGCAUAAAAUGAACGAACUGGAGCGUGUGCAUCUGAGGGAGCGAGAGCUGCUCGAGGGCAAGUGGAAGACGCACAGCCUGCCGGCGAGGAAGAAGGCCAAUGCCAAUACAUCGCCCAGCGAUGGCGAAGGCGUCUCCCCCACUGAGGUGGCAGCUGAAGCGGGCUUCUAUCGUCCCGCCCUGUCCACCGAGGAUGUGGGGAAUAUCGCGGCACGCCAGCAGGCAGCAGCUGGGGGUGCGAUCAUACCGCCACCUGCUCAGUUUAUGCUCACGUAUCAUUAUCUGGAUCCCACAUAUCGCUACGUGCUGCGGCCCACGCAUGGCAGCUCCGAGGACUACAUCGAUGGCCUGGGCCUGCAGCGCAGCAGCAGCGACCAUCAGCCGACGGCCCAGCGCUUCCUGCUGCAUCGCACCGAGUCCAUGGACACGAACACGAUCAGUCAGCCCACCACCACUGCUGCGUCACAGUACCACAGCACCAGCAGCGGUGGGGCCACGGUGAAGCCACCCGCUCCUCCGCCACGAACCUGCGAGAAGCACAAGCCGCCAGCCAAGCCGCCAAAGGCGGAGAAGGAGAAGUCCGCCUCGGGCAAGCACUACCAUGUGGGGCACUCGUGCAAUCCUUGCCUCGGGCACUUUCGCUGGAAGUCAACGGAGAAGACAGCCCUGACGGCCGGGGAUAAUGUCAGCCUCGAUGCCUACGAUCUGGCCAGCCCCUGCUGCGACACGCAGUGUGUGCCCAGUCGACGACGUCAUCGCCAGCACAAGGAGCACAGCCACAAGCACAAGCACCGCGAGCGGGAACGGGAGAGAGUGGAAAGCAAGGAGCAGCGUACUCGACCCAAGUCCCAGUCGCAUGCCUCGCCCAGUGCCAAUGGGGGAGCGCAGGGACACCACCACCAUCAUCAUCAUCACCAUCACAGUCGUGAGCAGCAGCAGCAGCAAGUGUUGCAACAGCAACAACAGCCCGUGCCGCAUCAUCAUCACUACCAUCAUCCACAGCAGGGACAGACUACACCAACGCUCUGCCAUGCCAAUUCUCAGUCGGGCAGCACUCGUUCCCGCUACUUUGAUCUGGCCUCUGGCCUGGCCAGCCACUGUAGCCUCCACUCCUGCACUUCCAGCGAGUUUGCGCCAGCAGACUCCGCCUCCUACACCACCUCCAUCAGCACGGAUACGCUGUUCUGGGAUCCCAAGAGCGAGACGGGACAGUCGCGACAGCAUUCCACCAAGUCCAGGCAAUCCUACGAGCAGCCACACCACCAACAACAACAGCAGCAACCACAACAGCAACAGCAACCACAACUGCAACCCCAGCAGCAACAACAUUCACAUCAGCAGCAACAACACCAGCCCCAGCCCCAUCAGGUGCCACACCAUCAUCAUCAUCACCAUCCUGGCUAUCAUCAGCGCUACCAUGUGACGACCACACAGGUGCAGCCAUCGCAGAUCUACCCCAACACCAUUGCCUACGUGCAGAAGCCCAAGUCCUGGGACAAUCUGGCCACCAAGGCAGCAGCGGCGGGUAACUAUGGCUUCGGCUAUGGCUAUCUGGACACGGCGGCCGUGAAGCCGCCGUUGAAGCUGCAGAUCGCACAGCAACGCCACUCGAUGCCGCGUCGCAAUCCCUACGGACGCUUCUCCACCUACGGCGAUGUGGAGAACUACGCCCCGCCGCCCACGGAAUUUGUGGGCGAACUGACAACCACCACAACAACGACGAUUACAGCCAAGUCCACGGAGGAGCUGCUGGCCGCCUGCGACUGCCUGUCGCCGCAGCAACAAGCGGCACUCAAGGCCGCGCAAUAUCAGCUGAGCCAAAACCAGAAGCUGACCCACCAGAACUCCUGUCAAAUGGGCUACUACUCGCAUCUGCCACGACCCACAACAGAUGUGGGCACCUCCACCGGUCAACAGGUGCACAAUGGGGCGGGGGAUGUGUCCACGGUGUCGGAGGCAACGCGUUUGUAAGGCACGUCUAACAAUACUCUCGGUGAUCUAUGCAAGAACCGUCUAAAGAAUGCACCCAGAAAGGUGUUUCCACAUCGAAAUCAUUAGAAAUCAUAACUAAGCCAAAUUUUUAAACACAGAAUCAAUAUUGCAUAACCAAACUAUAAGAAGUGUGUGCAUACAGUGCGUUUCAUAACUGUAGCUUGGUCUGGGCAUGGUUCCCCACAUGACAAUACCGAUAAGGGAAUACAAGAUCCUACCAGCAGUAGAUUCAAAGUAAAAGUCUUAUAGUUGUUAGACCCACUGUAUGUAGGCACACAACUAGAACGAAGACGCAUUGACGUUUUGGAUUUAUUGAAAGACUGAAGCUAUGCGCAUAUUCCAAAUGAGAGAUAAAUCUGGCGUCUUAUAUUGAUAGUUAGUUGAUGAUUAUUAUGCAUAUAUAUUAUAUAUAUAGUGUAUCCGUAAUUGCCAUAUAAUAUGGUUACCUAUCAUGCAUCUAAAUAUAUGUAGCUACUGUUUUAUCGAUCAUAUAUAAAUACUGUGUAACCAGCAGAAACAAUGUAAUUUAUUUCAUUGUGAUACGAGUGAAUAGGGGCAAGGCACUAAAAAACCGCAACAAUUUUAGUCGCAAUUUUAUCAAACAAAUGGAUAAACCAAAAAACUCGAAAAACA
This is a messenger RNA of Drosophila guanche, 3991 nucleotides long. RefSeq names its product microtubule-associated serine/threonine-protein kinase 4 (gene ssp6). The coding region runs from base 659 to 3337 and encodes 892 amino acids. The transcript is spliced from 3 exons. Lineage: Eukaryota; Metazoa; Arthropoda; Insecta; Diptera; Drosophilidae. The record is from RefSeq and is a predicted model, not a curated record. Gene Ontology annotation, molecular function: protein binding.